AUGCAGGCAAUGAGACUGCCACGUCCGAGUGUGAAUGAUACCGAGGAAGAUUUGCUGCAGAUGCAACAAGAGAUGUUCAAGAGAAGAUGUGAAGAACAAGAUCCUGUUAACAACAGUUCCUUUGCCAAGGAAAUUCGACAAACUGACAAACUUGUCGGUCGUUUUUCUCUCGAUCUUGACUCUGUAGCUGAAGAAGAAGCAAGUGUCAUGCAACUUACUGUGCAGGAGCGGAAUAUAGAGUUUUUGCAUGAUACUCAAUUAAAUGAUUAUACGAAUUUAUCAAAAUGUGAAAAUUAUGCAGAAGAAGAAGGAUUUCCUGAUGUCCUGGAUUUGUCUAAAUAUUAUAAUAGCCUCGAUGAGUCUGUGAAAAAUAUCCCAGCAAACGGGAAAAGUUUUUUUGCAAUAGAGUUUGACAGGAUCCACGGUCGAAUUAAUGAUUACGAAAGAAAUGGAGCUUCAACUUCAACUGUUGCAAAAUCAGUGAACGAUAUCAAUGAAGAAAUUGAGCUGGAGAACUUGCAAAGGAUAGAAAAAAUGAGCAAACAAGAGAUUGAGAAGGCAAAGCAAGAAAUUGUGGAACGUUUUGAUCCAAAGUUGCUUGAUUUCUUACGGAACAAGGGAAAGAAGGAACAGCAAAGGAGAACGAAACAAAUUGAACGGAUUCCAGGACCUCAGCAGAUAGAAAAAUCAACUGACACAACAAAUGAUGUAACAUCAGGUACCUGUGCUAAUACGAAUCCAGAAGUCACCGACAGGAUCAAACAUCUAGAAAUAUUUGGCUUAGAAAAAAACGAUCCAACAUUUCAUAAGGAUUUAGCAAGUGAACUGGAUGUAUAUGUACGAUUAGCAGCGGAUGCAGCACAAAUGGAUAUGGCAACGAAAUGCAUGCGCACAAUAUUGCCACGGCAGCAGCAAAAUAUAAUCAGGCUGUUCGAUAAUUUACGAAUUCCACCGAAGGAUUAUGCUGGUGAUGAUCAUUUGUUGGAGAUGGCUCGGACUAACUUAAAUGCAAUUAAAGGUCUAUACUUAGAACAACGGAAUGAUAAAGAUGGUAAUUUAUCGGUUCACUUCGCCGAAGAUAUAGAUCCGUUUAGCAAAGGAGCCUGGAUGUUGUCUCCCAUUCGUAAAGUUUUAGAUGUCAUACAGAAAGACGGAAAAUCAACUGCUCAUGAUCUUGUGAUAGUGCGACUGUCACUCUUCUGGACUUUGUUAAUUAUGGUGGAAAGACCUACUUUCUACUAUGCUUUUGCUACCCCUGGUGAAAUUUUUGUUCGCUUAGCAGAAAUUUUCAUAAUGGGUCCUGAAAUUUUCAAGGAUGAAUGUGUUUCGCAAUGUCUAAGUCGGUUUUUGCAUGAUUACUUAGAACCAAAAGCUCGUGAUGGACUUCUGUGCUUGGCAUUGAAAGAGCCUGUUGCUGGAUUGGAUGCAUUUGGACCGUUUUACGAAGAUCUUCUUCACCAUUUCGAAGAGUUUUCGAUAGGUGAUGAAAAUUUUACAUUAUUCAUCCUACUCGGCGCUUAUACUAAUCAACGACUGUUGGAUGGUUUAUUGAUGAAGUGUGCUAUUUGGACAACUGAUAGAAACAUUGUUCGCCAAAUGGUCUUAAAAAAAAAUUCUGGGGAUUUUUUAUUAAAUAUGAUAGCUCAUCGAAUGAACGAUGGUGGAACUACUGAGAGCACAUAUUUGACGCAGUUUGAAAAGUUGCUUCUUAUCUAUGCCGCAGCAAUUCGAAAUGGUAUUGUUGUAAAAAAUCGUAACGAGCUUGUAUAUGAAAUCGCAUCAUCUGAGUUGAAAUAUUACAUUCAAUGGCAUAUGACAAGAAAUGCUCACGAGAAAAUUGAUAUGAAAAUAAUGAAGCAAUAUGAUACUUUGGCACUUACACUUCGUCAGUCUUUAGCCGGUUACUUAGAAUUUAGUUGA
Messenger RNA from Cercopithifilaria johnstoni, 1920 nucleotides. The record is from the annotation of a GenBank genome assembly. Lineage: Eukaryota; Metazoa; Nematoda; Chromadorea; Rhabditida; Onchocercidae.